Octopus sinensis (East Asian common octopus) is the source of this 1359-nucleotide messenger RNA. Its product is annotated as protein mono-ADP-ribosyltransferase PARP14-like. The record is from RefSeq and is a predicted model, not a curated record. NCBI's taxonomy places the organism in Eukaryota, Metazoa, Mollusca, Cephalopoda, Octopoda, Octopodidae. Bases 66 to 1208 code for a protein of 380 amino acids. The transcript is spliced from 10 exons. Gene Ontology annotation, cellular component: cytoplasm; nucleus. Gene Ontology annotation, molecular function: transcription corepressor activity. Gene Ontology annotation, biological process: negative regulation of gene expression.
UUAAAAACCACCAAGUUUCACUUUUGCUCAGAGCUGUGACGAGAGCAAAAAUACAUGUUGAAAUCAUGGAAAAGAGAGAUACCCCAUCACCAAACCCAUCCUUUCCUGGUUCACUACAGAAAUUAUCCUCCAUGUUAUACAGAACUACUGUGACAUCCAGAGAAAAUGCUGGCAUCAAAAUACAACUAUUGAUUGAUUCAAUUUCUAAUGCAUCUGUUGAUGUCAUCGUUAACAGCAGCAAUAAACAGCUCCAGCUUCAGAGAGGUGCUGUCUCCAAAUUUAUUCUCAAUGCUGCUGGUUCAGAGAUACAAAGCGAAUGUAACCAGAAAUAUCCUCGAGGUAUUUCUGCAUCUGAAAUAGCCAUCACUAAAGGAUACAACCUCAAGUGUAAGAAUGUAUUUCAUCUGGCAUUACGCUUUUGGAAUGACGAUUCCCCCGAUUCAAUUUUAGCAAACUUGACUCAAAUAAUAACCAAUUGUCUAAAAACUGCUGAGAGAAUGGGAGCAAAAAGCCUGGCAUUUCCUAUAUUAGGGACUGGAAAAAUGAGGUACCCCAUUGAAGAACUACCUGGAAUUAUGUAUGAAGCAGUGAAAAACUACUCAAAUCAAAAUUCAAGCCAGAUCAAAGACGUUUACUUUGUUGUUUUUCCUACAGAGACAAAAAUAAUAAAGAUAUUUACUGAAUAUCUAAAUAGACAGAAAAAUGAAGGAUUUCAUUCAAAAGAUACCUCAUCACCAAACCCAUCCUUUCCUGGUCCACAACAGAAAGCAGCCCCAAUAACAUCCACGACUAAUGUGAUAUCCACAGAAAAUGUUGGUGGAGUUAAAAUAAACCUAACGAUUGGUUCAAUUACUAAUGUAUCUGUUGAUGUCAUCGUUAACAGCACCAAUGAACAUCUCCAGCUUGACAAAGGGUCUAUCUCCAAAUUUAUUCUCAAUGCUGCUGGUCCCCAGAUACAAAGCGAAUGUAACCAGAAAUAUCCUCAAGGUAUUUCUGCAUCUGAAAUAGCCAUCACUAAAGGAUACAACCUCAAGUGUAAGAAUGUAUUUCAUCUGGCAUUACGCUUUUGGAAUGAAGAUUCCCCCGAUUCAAUUCUGGCAAACUUGACUCAAAUAAUAACCAUUUGUCUGGAAAAAGCUGAGGAAUUGGGAGCAAAAAGCCUUGCAUUUCCUUACAUUAGGAGCUGGAAAAUUGAGGUACCCCAUUGAAGAAUUACCCGGAAUUAUGUAUGAAGCCGUGAAAAACUACUCAAUUCAAAAUACAAGCCGGAUCAAAGUUGUAAACUUUGUGGUUUAUCCUCAAGACACAGAAAUUCUGAAGAAAUUUAAAGAAUAUUUCCAAGAAAUUUCAACAGAUGGU